GUUUGUUGGCGGCAUCCGCAACCACAAUCUGAUGUUUGCUACUUCUAAAAGAUGGGAGAGCGGUUGCAAUGUCCAAAAAGUUACAUCUGCUUGUUUUUGGAGUGCAAGGCCGAGUUCUCAAAGUCGUGGAAACUCGAGGCCCACCUGUGCAAGCACACGGGAUUGAAACCAUUCUCCUGCGAGAGCUGCGACAAAAGUUUCUGCUCCCGCUAUGCGCUCACCAGGCAUGAGCUCAACCAUAGUGGCGAGAAGCGACACAAGUGCCCGACAGAUGGAUGCUCGGAGGCGUUUUUGCGACACGCCGGCUUAAAGAAUCACAUUGCUCGAGUGCACCAGCACGAGGAGACACGAUACAAAUGUACACAAGACGGCUGCCAAAGUAGCUUCAAAAAGAAAUACCAGCUGAAGGCCCACGUGGGGAACCAUCAAGCCCGUUUGCCAUUUCAUUGUCGUUUGGACGACUGUGUGCGGGAGUUCCCCUCGCUUAGCAAGCUGAAGCACCACCAGAAAAUACAUAAAGGUUACCCCUGUGAAACCGAGCUGUGCCCUUUUGUGGCAAAAACGUGGUCCGAGUAUCAGAAGCACCGGAAGGAGCACAAAGUUAAGCUGCCAUGCCCGACGUGCGAGAAGCACUUCAACAACAGCUGGUUCCUGCGCCAGCACGAGUUCCACCGCCACACCCUGGAAAAGGCCAGCUUCCCGUGUCCGAAAGAAGGCUGCGCCAAGACCUUUACCCGCCGCUUCAACCUGGACAUCCACAUCCAGGGGGACCACGAGGGGAAGAAGCCCUUCAGUUGCGCGUACCCCGGCUGCAGCAAGGACUUCACCAUGAAGGUAAACUGGACCUUGUGGACGGUAUGCUGGAGUCCUCACGAUGAAUCCUCUUUAUUAGGAAAGUCUGUGGCGGCAUGGAGUGGUGCACGAUCCUCUCAAGAAAAAGCUGAAGGCAAGACCGCCUUUCCAUACAUGGUUGAGGCUUCCAGGAGACUUAUUUUUUUCUUUCUAUCUUGUAGAAGUUGUAUCCCAGGAAGAAGAAGAAGAAGAAGCAGCAGUCGUGGAGUGGCGCACAGGCCAAGCUGCAAGGUGCUGAGACCAACAAGCUUGCUGCCAAGUUGCAAAAGAUUCAUUUAG
Molecule: messenger RNA, 1131 nt
Organism: Syngnathus acus (greater pipefish)
Lineage: Eukaryota; Metazoa; Chordata; Actinopteri; Syngnathiformes; Syngnathidae
Gene: gtf3ab
Product: general transcription factor IIIA, b
Exons: 7
Coding region: 52-1131 (359 amino acids)
Cellular component (GO): nucleus
Source: RefSeq, a predicted model, not a curated record